AUGAAAAAAGGCUCGCUUGUCGGAAAUGUGGCCCAAGACCUCGGUUUGGAUCUAAAAAGACUCCGUUCCGGUCGCGCCCGCAUCGUUACCGGCGAGAACGUCCAAUACGCCGAGCUGAGGGCGGACAAAGGGCUGCUGGUUGUCCAUGAGAGGAUAGAUCGAGAGCAGCUGUGUGGAGACGUGACGCCGUGCAGCUUCACCUUUGAGAUUUUAUUGGAAAACCCCAUGGAAUUGCAUCCGGUAACCAUCGAAGUGUUAGACGUGAAUGACAACGCUCCCACCUUUGAAAAGAACAACUCGCCAGGUGUUUCUGUGCUCAGCGUAAGUGCCAAAGACCCAGAUGAAAACCAGAACGCUCGGGUCUCCUACAUGUUGGAGCAGAAUCAAAGAGCUGAUAUUUAUUGUCAGAGCGCAGGAUGGCGGCUCCCCUCCGCUCUCUGGUACCCGGUACAGACGGGCGGCUCGCUGCUGGCCGAAAUGGUGCCGCGUUCAGCAGAUGUGGGCUAUCUGGUGACGAAAGUGGUGGCCGUGGACGUGGACUCUGGCCAGAACGCCUGGCUCUCCUAUAAAGUGCACAAAGCCACCGACAGGGCGCUGUUUGAAGUGGGCCUCCACAACGGAGAAAUCCGAACUGUCCGCCAAGUGACUGACAAAGAUGCUGUCAAACAAAGACUGACUGUUGUCGUGGAGGACAACGGGCGGCCCUCUCGUUCAGCGACAGUCAUUGUGAAUGUGGCGGUGGCCGACAGCUUCCCUCAAGUGCUGUCAGAGUUCACUGACUUGAGCAUGCACGACAAGGAGUACAAUGACCAGCUGACUUUUUACUUAGUCUUGGCGUUGGCGGUGGUCUCCUUCCUCUUCAUCACCUGCUUGCUGCUUAUCAUAUCGGUCAAAGUGUACAGAUGGAGACAGUCUCGCAUCCUCUACCACCCUAACCUGCCUGUCAUUCCAUAUUGCCCACCACGAUACUCGGAUACUUUGGGGACGGGGACUCUCCCGCACGUGUACAAUUACGAGGUGUGCAGGACCACCGACUCCAGAAAAAGUGACAUGAAGAACAUGCAAGCCAUGAGUCAAAGUUUAGUGAGCGUGGAUGGAGCUGAUGCUAACGUCCAACAAAUGAUCAAGCAGGUAUCAGGAAACUGCUCACAGACGUCAACCUUGGUGAGUCUUUUUUUUGUUUGUUUUCUCGGCAUCUGAAUAUUUUGUUCACUGUUUGACGUCAGAAAUGAGAUCCUAGAGAUUGUGUCAAAAAUGUUGUCAGUCAUUUCCAUAUUUUAAAAAUGAGUGCAAAUUUA
Messenger RNA from Hippocampus comes (tiger tail seahorse), 1298 nucleotides. Its product is annotated as protocadherin beta-16-like. Gene Ontology annotation, biological process: homophilic cell-cell adhesion. The transcript is spliced from 3 exons. The record is from RefSeq and is a predicted model, not a curated record. The coding region runs from base 1 to 1200 and encodes 399 amino acids. Gene Ontology annotation, molecular function: calcium ion binding. Gene Ontology annotation, cellular component: plasma membrane. NCBI's taxonomy places the organism in Eukaryota, Metazoa, Chordata, Actinopteri, Syngnathiformes, Syngnathidae.